AUGGUUACUGGCCGCGAGUCUGGACCGGAGUGGAUAGUGGACAUGAGUCGCGAUAUUGCGGGCGGUGCCGUAUUUCAGAUUGCACGGCCUGUUCGUGAGCAGAAUUCCACUUCGGAUCCCACGUGGACGGAUCGCGUUGUGGGAAUCUAUUGUGAAAAGAGACAGGGCUGCUUCAAAUGCCAUGUCUUCGGGUCUAGCCUAUUUCUUCUUCUCCAUGCCGGUAUUCCGUGCAGGUGGUUGAUGGCCCUGUCAGGCUGUCAUCGGUCAAGCCAGUGUUCGCUCAUAACUAGUAAAAGCGAUGUCCUAGUGACGAUCACAUUUCUUUUGUACAUCCCUUUGAUUAUCUUGCCGCACAACAAGUUGCUUGGCUAUUGCCGAGUUGCUCAGAUAGAUUACAGACGGCCGUUCUGGCGAAUGGCAUUGACGCAUAGAUUUUUGUUUGCAUUCUUCCGAAACAAAACGUCCUGUUGUUUGUCUCUCGAGAUUCAAUCUAGGCCAUCACAUAAGCCUACUAAUUUGUACAUAUUGUCAUUUGCAACCAUGACAUAUUGA
Messenger RNA from Colletotrichum paranaense, 552 nucleotides. RefSeq lists its product as uncharacterized. The record is from RefSeq and is a predicted model, not a curated record. The transcript has a single exon. NCBI's taxonomy places the organism in Eukaryota, Fungi, Ascomycota, Sordariomycetes, Glomerellales, Glomerellaceae. Bases 1 to 552 code for a protein of 183 amino acids.